This is a messenger RNA of Morus notabilis, 1528 nucleotides long. RefSeq names its product protein JINGUBANG. Gene Ontology annotation, molecular function: protein binding. The coding region runs from base 44 to 1357 and encodes 437 amino acids. The record is from RefSeq and is a predicted model, not a curated record. NCBI's taxonomy places the organism in Eukaryota, Viridiplantae, Streptophyta, Magnoliopsida, Rosales, Moraceae. The transcript has a single exon.
ACCAAAAACACACUUCCAUAAUUGAUCUUAACAACAUUCCAAUAUGAAUCCCGCAAUUUUUGACACCAAAAAUAUGGCCACUAUCCCAUUACUCAUCUCUUCAUCAACACCAAGCUGUAGUAGUAGCACGGCCAGUACCAGCAGCUUUAGAUCAAGCGCCAGCAGCGAAGACAUCUCCGACGACAUCGAAAACCCGCCGAAACCUCCCCCUUUCGAGCUCCUAGACGCCAAGCUCCCGAUCCAAUCAAUACCCUUUUCCCAAUCCUUCUCCUACAAACCCCUCGCCGUCCUCUCCGGCCAUGUUGGCUCCAUUUCCUGCUUGGCCUUGUGCGGCGAGUUCCUCCUCAGCGCGUCGCAAGGCAACGACAUUAUCGUGUGGCAACAGCCCGAUUUGAGGCCUUUUACGAAGUUCGGGCACGGUGAAGGAUCGGUGAAAGCGCUGGUGACGAUGGGGAGCAGGGUGUUCACGGCACACCAAGAUAGUAGGGUAAGGGUUUGGAAGGUGUCGCGGAGAUCGGAGAACGUUUUCAGGCUUGUCGACACGCUCCCGACGAAAAAGGACUAUUUGGGAAAGUUUAUGAACAAGAGCAAUUACGUCCAAACCCGGAGACACCACAAGAAGUUGUGGAUUGAACACGCGGAUUCCAUAUCUUGUUUGGCCAUCUCAAAUGGGUUGGUUUACUCCGGAUCAUGGGACAAGACCUUAAAAGUGUGGAGAAUUUCCGAUUUCAAGUGCUUGGAGUCGAUAAAGGCGCACGACGACGCGGUAAACGCGGUGGCGGCGAGUAAAGGAGUUGUGUAUUCAGCUUCGGCGGAUGGUAAGAUCAAGGCUUGGGGGAGGGAAAACCAAGCCAAGAUUGGUUCACAUGUACUAAAAGGGAUUUUGGAGGGACAUAAAGAUGUUUCGGUUAAUUCGGUUGUUGUUUCGGAGGAUUCGAGGUGGGUGUAUGGCGGCGGGUCGGACGGUUUUGUGAUGGGGUGGGAAGGGGUUAGAGAUUGCUCUAGUUGGAAGUUGGUUUGUGAGACAAAAGCUCAUCAAAUGGCUGUUUUGAGCAUGUGUUUAGUUGGGGAGUUUUUGUGUAGUGGUUCGGCGGAUAAGAGUAUAGGGAUAUGGAAAAGACAAGCUUUUGGUAAGCUUUGUAAGGUUGGGGCUAUUUGUGGGCAUGAAGGGCCAGUCAAGUGUUUACAAGGUUCUCCAAAUAAUGUUGGUGGUGGAUUUUUGCUCUAUAGUGGAAGCUUGGACAAGAGCUUGAGAGUUUGGUGGGUUUCAAAGCACUCCUCCAAUGGAGAAGAUGAAGAAGAUCAUGUCACUACAAGAACAAGUUGUCAAUAUGGGAAAUCUAUCGUGUUGAACUAAGAAAUUUUUCAGGGUCAAUUUUUGUUUUUGUUUUUUUUAGGGAUGUUCAUAGUCGUGUGAGGAUUAAAGAGUAAAUGGGGUGGUAUACAUUAUACAAGCAUAGAGAAGGGCAGAUUUCAAGCCGUUAAUUAUGUCUUAAAUGGUUUUUUUUUUUUUUUUUUUUUUUUUUUU